AUGCAGACAGGAAAGAAUGCAGCAGCGUCCGUCAAGGAAUCGGCAUCCAACAUGGCCGCUUCCGCCAAGGCUGGAAUGGACAAGGCCAAAGCCACCCUCCAAGAGAAGGGAGAAAAGAUGACUGCCCAUGAUCCUAUGCAAAAGGAAAUGGCUAGGGAGAAAAAGGACGAAAGAAAACACGAGGCCGAGUAUGAGAAACAGGCAACGAAAGAGCACAACGCUGCCCAGAAAGUGGCUGACAAGGUUGGAACAGGGACACACACUACUACCGGUGUUACCGGCCACCAUACCGGAACUGGUGGGACUUACCGUUAA
Erigeron canadensis is the source of this 315-nucleotide messenger RNA. Its product is annotated as 11 kDa late embryogenesis abundant protein-like. NCBI's taxonomy places the organism in Eukaryota, Viridiplantae, Streptophyta, Magnoliopsida, Asterales, Asteraceae. The coding region runs from base 1 to 315 and encodes 104 amino acids. The record is from RefSeq and is a predicted model, not a curated record. The transcript has 2 exons. Gene Ontology annotation, biological process: embryo development ending in seed dormancy.